Messenger RNA from Rhizoctonia solani, 2553 nucleotides. RefSeq lists its product as uncharacterized. The record is from RefSeq and is a predicted model, not a curated record. The coding region runs from base 1 to 2553 and encodes 850 amino acids. Gene Ontology annotation, biological process: signal transduction; activation of GTPase activity. The transcript is spliced from 6 exons. Gene Ontology annotation, molecular function: GTPase activator activity. NCBI's taxonomy places the organism in Eukaryota, Fungi, Basidiomycota, Agaricomycetes, Cantharellales, Ceratobasidiaceae.
AUGCCCCUAUCCAGUUCGAUGAACGAGUAUUACAUUAAAAUGAACCCUGUGAGCCCUAACCCCCAAAGCGAAAUGCAUUCCGGCGCAACCUCAACCAGUCACCACUACCCAACCAUGCUCAAGGCAGGCCAUUCGAAGACACCAUCAAAAUCGACUGUGAAGUCUCCCUUAAUAAAAUUCACAGAUCCUUUUUCCACUGAAAUACACACACAUUCUAUGGCUAACAAGUCAGCCACUACACGACCCGCCUCCCUGUCCAAUGGAAUUCACCGUCGUAAUACUGUAGCUGUUGACCCUUCUCGACCCCCUCGUCCCAUCCGCGGGAGUAUCCUCAAAGUCAAUGAACGUCCAAUGAUCGGGAAGACCAUACAUGGUGCACAAUUCGAAAUGGUGACACCUCCUCGCUCCCCAAAGGAUGUGAGUCCUCAGGAUGUUCGACUCCCCCUUCGUGCUAGAUCCGCAGAGCCCUCGAAUGGGAUGAGGCGCACUUCGACUGUGACACGCGGGCUUCGCCCGAGGCAACAAAACAUUGCCGCCCACGGGUUGAAACCCGCUACUAUUUCCACAGCCUUGAAAUCCCGCUCGAGUAUGAUUCCCAUUCGGAAGGAUGCGACCUUUAGGGCUCUCACUGGGAGCCAAUCUCGCCGCGAUACAAGCAGAAUAGUGUUGCCGGAUGAAUGGACUCUGGGGACUGCGUCGCAGAGGCCAAACCUAAAUUGGCGGUCUACGGGCCUGAGUAUACCUCCGGAACCAAUAGUAGAGGCCGAGCACCGACGGGUGAACAGUGAGCCUGAAGUCAAGCCCAACCCGGACGCUUACCCCCACCUUACUUCUGGAGAACAAGUCAUUCUUGUGAGGAAGUUGCGAGUGCUAUUGAAGUGUGCGGGGAUUAACGAUCGGGCACUUGACGCAUGGGAGGAGUCUUCGAUAAAAGAAUCUACUCUGGGCAAUCCAGGGGGCGUAUUUGGUCGGGAUAGCACACCGGGGCUCUUUUGCGUAGCUCCGCCUCCUAGCGAACGUACACUAGAAAAGUUGGCCUGUACUUUUGAUCAAGGACCAUCCUAUGGUGUCAAAACAUCUCUUGCCAAAGAAGGUAUUUCCAACGUUUGCGCUUUACUUAGACUAUACCUACGUGGUCUCCCCGAAGCUGUAUUGUCCAAUUGGUUCUGGCCCAUUAUUCAACGACUUACCCUAAUCGAAAAUAGCGACAUGAGGAUCACGUCAGCACAAACCGCAGCCAUCCAAGCCAUUCUACAUCUCCAGCACCCAACGAGCUUCAGUCUAUUAGUUUACCUUCUCGCGUUCCUACACCAAUUGGCUCUCCAUGGUUCCCAGAAUGGACUCAGCAUUCCUAUCCUGGCGGGGAUAUUUGGCCCUGCUCUAUUUUCUCCACGCAAGGGCAACGCCGUUCGUGCCGGGUGUGUCAUCAGUCCACCUCCCGAGAACCAGGUUCUAGUCAAGACAUUCCAGAGCGUGCAGGAUGUGGCCGAAGGAACGAGGGUAAUGACUUGGGUUUUGGAGCACUGGGACGGAAUUGCCACAGGGUUAUUGUCGUUGGAUAUUGUGCACGGGAGCGAGAAAGGUAUUCAAGCAUGGGAAGCGAACUUGUUCAAAGACCCUCUUGUGAUGUUCCGAGGGGAAUCGGACGGCCAAUAUAGCGAGGGUCUGUCCACUAAUGAGAUUCUGGAGCCCGGACCCGACAACCUUCUUGUUUGCCCUGAAAUGAUAAUGGUUGAUCGGGUACCUGUGCAUGAGGUUCGGAAUAGUACCGUUAAAGCUGCAGAGAUUCCCCCAUUUCAUUCGACGCGUACGUCGUCUCCCGCCACACUUUGGAGUCAAGAAACUGGGCCAAAUCCAAUUGCGGUAUCACGGACUACAUCACUCGAAGCUAACAAAACAUACUCGGAACCUAUAUAUGUCCGAGAAUUGCGCCGGAGAUUGGAUACUCAGGAAGACAUGCUCGGAUCCCUCCGUCAAGAGCUGGCUCUGAUUCGGAGUCGUUUCGUGUUCCCUCUCCCACCGGAUGACACGUCCUCAAAAAUUAAAGACAGCAUUAUAGUGGAUGAGCCAAAUACGAUCAAUUCCGAAAUGGAGGAGGACACCAUGCAAACUCCUCGCCCGCCUUCUACGUCUCAGUGCCCGGAAUUUUCAACAAUAAACGAACUGAUGGAUUCGUUGGAGUCUAAUCCCGUCACGCCGCUGUUCCACAAGACAGUCCUCGACAAUAUUCCGGACAUCGACUCGGAGCAACGUAGCACAAUCUCAACAUCGCCAACCGCCCAUUCUAGAGGAUCACCCGAAUCAAGCUCGACCUCUGAUUUAUCACCAGGCACACCGCUCAACGAACCUGCUCAAGGUUCACUUUAUAUAGCAAACCCCGAUCUGGCCCCAAGCGAGAGUACCGAGUCCAGACGUGGCGGAGGUAAACUCGAGGAAUUAAUUACGGCUCGUGAUGCAUUGAAGAGUGCGCUGGCUGCUAUGGACCCUGUCAAGGUUCAACUCAAGGCCGUGGAGGAAGAACUCGAACAUCGUGGUAUGCGUGCUAUUUCGUAG